This is a messenger RNA of Echinococcus granulosus, 1962 nucleotides long. Its product is annotated as Leishmanolysin-like peptidase. Lineage: Eukaryota; Metazoa; Platyhelminthes; Cestoda; Cyclophyllidea; Taeniidae. Bases 1 to 1962 code for a protein of 653 amino acids. Gene Ontology annotation, cellular component: membrane; cytoplasm. The record is from RefSeq and is a predicted model, not a curated record. Gene Ontology annotation, molecular function: metalloendopeptidase activity. Gene Ontology annotation, biological process: proteolysis; cell adhesion. The transcript is spliced from 13 exons.
AUGCCGAUACUGCUUGGCUGCGGUAGUUUUCAAAGCCCAUCCUACGUUGUGAAGGUCGACGUGGGAGGUUGGCCAUCAAUGGGAGCUUACUUUCACAGUGGAUUUUACUUCGUCACACAUUGGCUGUGUGUGAUUUAUUGCUUGGGCGGGAUUAACUGCUUUCCUUGCAAUCACCUGGGCCUAAAGGCUGACGACGUCGUCCAAAAUGUUGCCGUGCUUCGUACCGCACGUUUCAAGCGUUCAGCUGAGCAUUCUCGUCUCUCUUUUAGUGUUUAUAUGGAUCCAUCUUUUACGGGUUUACCCAAUGACUCCGAAAUAAGGUCUCUCAUCGUGGAUCCCGCCUUGAAAUUUUUUGAAAAAGCGCUUUAUCUUCGCAGUCCUCCUGUUACACUGGCCAAUCUUGAUAGAUCUUGCAAGAAGGGAAUUAAUGGUUCUUCACAACUUGCGAAGGGUACAAAUUCAUUCUGUGCUUUGGAUUGCGAGGAGGUAACACAUUGCGGUCCUGUAUCCAUACCUCCUGAGCACUUGAACGGUCGCAAAUUAUCCAGUGACAUUUACGAUCAUAAUGAAAUGGAAUCACCUGUGAACACGGGCAGUUUUCUGCUCUAUCUGGCAGCCAAGCGUACGAAAAAAUGCACCAAAGCAGGUAUUUUGGGCUACUCCUCCCACUGCCAGCGGGAAAUGAAUACAGACAGUCUUGGUAUGUCCCUGUCCGUCUCCCUUCACCGUGCGUUCGAACCCAUUGCUGCCCCUCCCUCAACUCAUCUGUGCCUCUUCUCGCAGCGCUUCGCCCGCGAGUAUUUCUCCUGUCCUCACCUGGAGGGCGUCGAGUUGGAGAACCAGGGUGGCGUUGGCGUUUCUCUCUCGCAUUGGGAAAUGCGCAUCUUGGGCAACGAACUGAUGACUGCAACCUAUACAAACGUAUUUCGCCUUUCCAAUUUGACCUUGGCCUUUCUGGAAGAUACUGGUUGGUAUUUACCGAACUAUUCUCUGGCCGAACACCUAGCCUGGGGUGCAAAACGUGGGUGUGUCUUCUCGACUGCAAGCUGUUAUUCCUACAUGUUGGAUCAACUAGCUAGAGAAGCGGAUAUCGCACCGUUUUGUCUGACUCCACAGGAUAAGCCUCUCGGUGAUCUCUUUGUCUGCACUCCAGGCCGACGUAGUUUUGGAUAUUGUAAUCUUAUCCAAAUGGCACGGAAAUCUAAUGCUACCGAUAGUCACCCCAUGUACACCUACUUUGGCAAUACCUCGCGUCUGAAAUAUCAAGGAAGGGCUAUACCACAUGAUUAUUUCGGUAAAGUGGACCUUGCCGACUUUUGUCCCUUUGUUCAGACCCGAAUGGAGCGUCUUCACGCUCGAGUUACUGUGGUGACCCUCGCAGUUCAAAAGGCAAGUGCUUUCUCUAGUUGCUGUAUAAAUGACCGAAGCGAAGUCCCAUUAGAAUCCCUCGUUCAACUCGAUCUAGCUCUAACGAACCUGAACAACUACAACUUGGAGGUUUAUGGACCAAAUUCGAUUUGUCUGUCCAUCGCGCCCAAUUGGAUUCUACUUGGUAAAAAGUCAACGGCCUACGAAGCCCCUGUUCGCGGAGCCGGUUGCUAUAAAUACCGAUGCAGUCACAAGGAAGGAGGCUUAAUAGUGGAGCUGGCCGGAGGCCUUCAAAUUCUUUGUCCCGCCGGGGUACCGACAACCCUCGUAAAUAUUUCGGUCUGUCUCCGCGAGUCCGGUCUGACUGUUCUGGGCCACUUCCACUGUCCCGAAUGCACUUCCUAUUGCAGUACGGCUGUCUGUUUCUCACGCAACUCUUCCAAAUCACCAGUGGUACGACCCUAUCUUAAAAACGGGACAAUGCUCUCCCAAUCUCCAGUCUUUUUACAACCUUGCAGGGGAAAUACUCUUGCUUCCAUGUUUGAAGCCAUUAUUUUUGUGUUAACCUUCAACUCCAUCAAAUUCUGCUUCUAA